Durusdinium trenchii is the source of this 2457-nucleotide messenger RNA. The record is from the annotation of a GenBank genome assembly. Lineage: Eukaryota; Dinophyceae; Suessiales; Symbiodiniaceae.
AUGAAUGGAGAAGCUGUACGGCCAUCGCUAUUAGGUUGGAGGCCAUCGCUAUUAGGUUGGAGGCCAUCGCUAGUAGGUUGGAGGCCAUCGCUAGUAGGUUGGAGGCCAUCGCUCUUAGGUUGGAGGCCAUCGCUCUUAGGUUGGAGGACAUCGCUCCUUGGUUGGAGGACCUUGCCCUUGGGUUGGAGGACAUCGCUCUUAGGUUACAGGAUUCAGCUGGUUCAGCUCCCUUUUCGACCCCUGGACACGUCUUCCACCUCACGACUCUUGGAAGCAGCAGGCAACGGCGACCUUCCCAGCUUGCAGGCCUUGUUGAUGGAACCUCAAGACCCCGACCAGACGAAUUGGAUGGGGAAAACGGCCUUGUCUCAGGCAGCAGACAAUCACCAAGUGGAAAUCAUGCGCAUUUUGCUGCAAGCGAUGGCUCAUGUCAAUCAAACGGAUGAGGAGGGUCGAUCUCCACUCUGGAUCGCUUCCCAACAUUCCCAGCUGGAUGCUGUGGUUUGUCUUUUGGAAGCUGCGGCAGACGUCGACCAAACGGACCACGCUGGCCAAACACCUUUGUACAGGGCAACAUCUCAUCAACACUCCUCGACAGUAUUGAAGCUGCUGGAAGCCAAAGCUAGUGCCAACAAGUGCUGCCAUGAAACCUCACCGCUUUGGAUUGCCUGCCAGUCUGGAAAUUCGAAAAUCGUGCAGUUGCUGCUGAGUGUGGGCGCGGACAAGAACAAACUGGAUGCUCAAGGCCGAUCUCCUCUCUGGAGUGCUUGUGGUGCCCGUUUAGAGACGGACAACGUCAACACCUCCUUCGGUGACCAUUUGGAAGCUGUGCGACUGUUACUCGAGGCCAGCGCUCACUGUGAUACACCGGACGAGAAGGGGCGAUCGCCCCUGUUGCUUGCCUGUGAACGAGGACGUCUCAAAGCCGUUGGGCUCCUACUCACCGCAAGAGCAACUAUCAGUCAACGUGAUCACGAUGGACAGUCUCCCUUGUUGGUUGCAUGCCAAGCAGGACACUUUGACGUGGCUCACUUUUUGCUCUCCGAAUCUGCAGAUCAUAGCCAGAUGUCGAAACGAGGAGAGACUGCGUUGAUCCUUGCUGUGAAGCACGGACACCUCGACUUGGUGCGUGUUCUGUUGGAAGCGAGAGCGGAUUUUGAUAGACCAGACAUCAAUGGCAAGUCGCCCUUGUUUACCGCUUGCCAAUAUGGACAUGCUGCGGUGUCCUCCGUCCUGUUGAGUGCUGGCGCAGAGAAAGACGCAGCCGACGGUGAAACUCCCACAUGGAUCGCGUCCCGAUCCGGCCAUGCAGAUGUGUUGCGCAUUUUGUUGGCAGCUGCUGCAGAUGUUAAUCAAGCGGCCCAGGGUGUUUCUCCGCUGUGGAUGGCAAGCCGUGCAGGUCAUGUGGAAUCAGUGGAGGUUUUGCUUCAGCUGGCUGACAAAGAGCGAGCAGACUGUGAUGGCAAGACGCCACUGUGGAUCGCUUGCUGCGCUGGGCAUGCUGAGAUCGUCCGAGUUCUCCUCGACGCCUCGUGCCGUUUAGAAGCAGACCGAAGCGGGCGGACGCCCUUGGCUGUGGCCUCCGAGUUUGGUCACGUGGACAUCGUGCGCCUGUUGACGCGUCGCCGAAGGGAACAGGAUUGGAAGGAAGAAGUGAGUGAAGCAAGUCCGUUGAUGGCAGCUGCCCGUGAAGGACACCACGCGGUGGUCGUGGCUUUGUUGGAAGCUGGGGAGGAUGUGAAUCAAGUUGACCGAAAACGGAGAUCUCCUUUGUGGAUGGCCUGUCAAUCUGGUCACUUGCAAGUGGUCCGUUGCCUCUUGAAGGCAUUUGCUGGCUUGGACCAAGCCACCUAUGAGGAGGAGACGCCUCUCUUCACCGCAGCCCUUCAGGGUCACAGCGACGUGCUGAACACACUACUCGAGGCAAAAGCGCAGAAGGACAAGACUAACAAGGACGGCAAGUCACCACUCUGGAUCUCUUGCCGCCUUGGUCACAUGAACGUCCUUGAUGCUUUGCUGGAGCACACUGCGUGCGAUGCUGCGAAGGAACUCGACCAACCGGAGAACCAGGGCCGUGCGCCGCUUUGGAUUGCUGCACGCGUGGGACACCAUCGGGCAGUGCAGAGCUUGCUGAAUGCCAAGGCGGAGAAGGACACGGUUGACCUUGCUGGGAAAACUGCUUUGCUGGUGUCCAGCCGUUUCGGUCACAAAGAUGUAGUCAAUGCAUUGCUUCAGGCGAAGGCGCAUCAGGACCCUGACGAUUCUGGAAAAUCGCCCCUAUACUACGCUUGCUGCUUUGGACAUGUGGACGUGGUUGGCCAGCUGCUAAAGGCUGGAGCCAAUCCGAAUCAGGCUUCGUCAAAAGGCAAAAGUCCUUUCUCUGCAGCUUCGUCGCAUGGGCACGUGGAAGUCUUGAAAAUGCUCUCUUCUGCUCUUGGUGAAACUGACAACAUCUGA